CUCCUUGUAAACGCCUUUGUCCUUCUCAUUAGGAAAAAUAAUUCGGAGGAAGCACGGGAGGGGUACCUGUGUUGCUCCUCCGCUUCACCUGGAUUUUAGAUAAUUUAUAAACACUUAUAACCCCAUAGCCUGACGUUGUAAUCCUACCCGACAGGCCUACAGUAGGUCUGGAUCUAUAAUUGAUGCCAGCGGGACGGGGGCUAGCUAGCUUCAUCCUAAACUCCAGCUAACGACGCUAAAGAUAUUUGGAGAUCAGCGUCAAGAAUUCUUCUACAAAUCUUCAAAGAACAUUUUUACUCUGCAUUUUAAAGCCUGGCUAGCUACAAUUUUUAUUUUUAAGCAGGGUAUCCCCAACAAUGCACCGUAAAAAUCAACCAGAUCUUCCAAGCACAGGUGAAAACGGAGAAGAAAAUUAACAUGCAGACCUGAAACCGAAAUUAAAUCUUGCAUUGUGGACACAUUGAGAGUAACGCACAGAAGGAGGUACCCCUUACUAACGCCCUCUGGCUUUUCUGCGAGCCAAAGACGCCCUUUAACUGGCCUAAAUCUUGAACUAGUAUUACCACUUUCCCAACGACUGCCAGUACAUACUUGCAUUUGUUAAUUUUAUUGCGCUUAGUCUGGUUUCAAAUACAAAAAAUUGCCAUGACAGCUGUGGUGGGGAGAGCCUGGGGCUGGGUCCGCUCUUGGGGGAGUAAACCAGGGACUCAACAAGUCCCAGCAACUGUAAUAGUGGAGGAGAAGAAGCCUAGCAAAGGAUGGACAUCUUGGUUAUGGUUUUGGACGCGUAAAAGUGACCCAAACGGCAGCAGUCCCGUGGAGGAAUUCUGGGAGGCACCAGAAAAGAUCCAGCCAAUGGAAGUUGAGGAACUCAAAGCAGGAAGACAAGAGACUGAUGGGUCUCAGCCUAGAUGGUGGAACAGAUUACUUCCGACAUAUUACAUCUACUGGCCAAAGAAAGAAACAAUAGCGCAACCACAGAGGAAACGUCAAGAGUAUGACAUCUACGGAACCCCUCCACCUUCACCCACCCCGCCUGUCACCUCCCCAUUCCGACUUUUCGUCUCCAGCUGGAAAUUGGAAAUCAUCCCAGAGCAUUAUGACAUCUGCUUCAACUUCCUGCGUCAUCUUUUUGACCUAUUUGUGGUAGGAUUUCUAUGGACUGUCUCGACUCCUUCCAAGAUUGUUCUGGAGAUUUUGGGUGUCCAAGGAGCGAUGAGGUUAUGGUUUCACGGGAUGGCCAUGUUUUUCGUGGCCACUAUAGGCAUGGCGGGUUUACUGGGUUUGAUCCGGGAGUACCUGGCGCAGUUUACGCUGGUGUAUGGCAUCAUACAGGCACUGGUAAUCUCGGUGAGUGUGAAGCAGAGUGUGCUGUUUGGAGGGGUGGAAGAGGAGCAGAUGGAGGAGGAGGUGAAGGAAAAAGUGGAGGUGAAAAAGGACACUAAGGAGCACAGAGGAGGCGUGAAAGCAGUGUCCCCUAAAGAAAAGCUGAAGAAGAUAAGUUAAAAUUGGGAGAAGAAGUAUUUCCCUCAGCUGUACCAGACCUCCAUGUUCAGAGACUGCUCUAUCGCUACAUCCCUACAGUGGGACUAAAGACUAUAUUGCACAGAGACUUAUUGGAAUAUCUAAUUUAUGUCCACCACGAUAGUCCUGUAUCAUAGAGGCAUCAUUGCAUGACAUUCAUAUUGUCACCAGACACCAUGCACUGGGCAUCGUUCGUGUGCAUAUUUAUAAUCAGGGGUUAUGUGGGGCUAUUUCUCUUAAUAUAUUUGAAUGUUCUGGUAUGAAAGGAGUGUUAAUUGUUUGUUUUAUAUUACAAAUUGUUUUGCUGAUUGUCCGUGGAUUUUGCCCACAUUAGUUUCUGGCAAUGCUAUUUUAUCCAUGUAGCACAACCCACAGACAGAGAUUGCAUUUACCAGUUCAUGUUCUGCUUUGUUGCCAAACGAUAUUCAUUUUGGAAAAAGGAGUGAUCCUAAGAUAUAACCCUGUGGAAUGCCAUAAGGCCCUGUUUUGGAAUAUAUUGGAUCCAAGCCACAUAAAUGUAUAAAUACUGAUUCUUCAUGCAAAUAUUUACUUGCCCAAUCAUCUGGCAUCAGCUAAUUUUCUUUAGACAAACAAAAAACCUACAGUAGUUUAACACCAAAUAACACAAAAUUAUUAUAUUUAAAUUCAUUUCAGCGUGGUAUUAUUUAGCAGGAUUUAUUCAAAAUUAUCACUAAGUUAUAUAAAUUGGGUAUUUUAGAGUUUAUAUCCAUGCUGUAAUAUUUCCUCAACAAAAACAUGCCUGGCUUUCUUAUCAGGUUGAUCAGGAAGUGCUCCUGUUGUGCUUCUAACGUUUAUUCAUUUCCCAAACUGCGUGUUUUAGCCUUAUUUAAUUAGAUUGACACACCUCACUGAGAUAGUUUCUAUGCACUGUAAAAAGACUUUAGGAUUUAAAAUAAUUUUGAGAUUUGAACAAAAAUGCAGAGUUAUACUUCAGGAUUUGAUUUUUGAGAUGGUAUCAUAUGAUUUGUUGAAUAAAGGUUUUCAUUAUAAUAAUUUAUAGGUGCACUAUGUAUCUUUUCUGGCUGGGUGUAUCCAUGAUAUUGCUUUGUAUAGGUUCCACAGUAUGGCAUUAAACUUCUAUCUGGCAUUAAACUUCAAUCUGCCAUUUAGUCAACCACACGUGACUUGUAGAUUGGUUUAAUGGCAUUACCGAUUUGUUUCCAUGAUGAUAGAUUAGUUUAAUGCCUUACUGGGGAGCAUUCCAUGCAAAGCAAAAACAUCUCCAUGGAGACAAACAGGCAGCAGACCCUCACUAGAGAUGUUACAUAGUGUACCUUUAAGUCCUAUAUUGAUUAAUGCAACUUAGGAACUCUGUAGUUGGAAAGAAACACUAACGAGGGACAAAGUGCAACCUACAUUGUAAGUGCAAUGUAUUAAUCACUAAAGUGCUGUACAGCCAAAAAGAAUAUUGGAUAUACAGAUGGAAUGUACACCAUGCUACUAAGCUAGCUGUGUGUUUGUUAGCAUCUGGGCUCAUUGUUGUUGGACUCGUAAAGCCACUGCUAAUGUUUUAUAUAGCUUUUAUUAUUGUUUUGCCUUGAUUAUACAAAGUUACCGGGGUACAUUUUUCUAAAGGAGCUGUUGACGAUGUUCCAAGAUUUGUUCAGGCCUGUGCAAGUCGAAUGCUCAGUUAUUUCCAUGACAGCAAACUUGUAAUGUUUACAACCUCUUACAGUUCAGAUGACAUGCAGCCUUCUAAACUGUUUAAUUCCAGAUUGUAAAAUUUUGGAUUUUUGUGAUUUUAUGUGCCAUAUUAUUUCAUGAAUGUGGAGAUACCAAUAGUGUAUAACACCUGUAAACAAGGGCACAAUGUUGAAGUGACUAAAAUGUUUUUCAGUUUGUAAAGUUCAUAAGGUUUGCUCAUUUUAAUUUCUCUGUAGCAUGCCUGAACCGUUUCAACAAUACAAUUUUCACUACAUUUUGUAAUGUUAAUAUGGAAGUCUAUGAGUGACAUUGACACAGCAAAUUAUACACAAACUGACAAUUAAGUAUUCAUAACACUGCAUUUUAACCCUGUUAACUGUUUAACACAGUUUUGGCCUUUUUUCUCUUUGUUUAGUAGGUUCCGAGUUCACCUUCAUCAGAAAAGGGAACUGGGAAAAGAAAAAUUCUGAAUCUUAUGAAGUUUGCCUGAAAUAUUCCACAGUAUGGCCUUUAACGGUACAAAUAUUUAUUCAAUUACAGUUUUUUGUUGCU
Molecule: messenger RNA, 3741 nt
Organism: Periophthalmus magnuspinnatus
Lineage: Eukaryota; Metazoa; Chordata; Actinopteri; Gobiiformes; Gobiidae
Gene: c11h6orf47
Product: chromosome 11 C6orf47 homolog
Exons: 3
Coding region: 646-1506 (286 amino acids)
Source: RefSeq, a predicted model, not a curated record